This is a messenger RNA of Rhagoletis zephyria (snowberry fruit fly), 370 nucleotides long. NCBI's taxonomy places the organism in Eukaryota, Metazoa, Arthropoda, Insecta, Diptera, Tephritidae. The record is from RefSeq and is a predicted model, not a curated record.
AUGUCUGAUCAGCCACAGCCGACUAGCGCGCCCACCCGCGAUGAUAACGUCUACAACGCCAAGCUGGCCGAGCAGGCGGAACGAUAUGACGAGAUGGUCAGCUCGAUGAAGAAGGUGGCCAUGGUGGACGGCGACCUGACGGUGGAGGAGCGCAACCUGCUCUCGGUCGCCUACAAGAACGUCAUCGGCGCCCGCCGAGCCUCCUGGCGCAUCAUCACCUCCAUUGAACAAAAGGAAGAGCUUAAGGGCGCGGAGAGUCGCGUCCAGCUGAUCAAGGACUACCGCUUUCAGGUGGAGAAGGAGCUGCGCGAGAUCUGCGGCGACAUCCUCGAAGUGCUCGACAGCCACCUCAUUCCAGCCGCCACCAAUG